Molecule: messenger RNA, 2062 nt
Organism: Caenorhabditis sp. 36 PRJEB53466
Lineage: Eukaryota; Metazoa; Nematoda; Chromadorea; Rhabditida; Rhabditidae
Source: the annotation of a GenBank genome assembly
AUGGGGCUGGAAAUGUUUUCGUUGAACAACAAGGUGCUGAAUGGAAUGGAGGGUCGGAUGAGAGAGUCAAAUUUACGAAUUUUGGUCGGGCUGGCCGUCGCUUUUGUCUAUUUGCUCGUCGGAGCCAUCGUCUUUGUCAGGUUCGCAUAUUUUCUUCGGAAAUACUCUGAUUCACACUAUCCAAGUCAGCACACAGUCGAAGUUAUGGCCGUGGCCUAGAAAACGCGGGCGCGAAAACUCUUCCCUGCUGAUACUUGUGCCGAACGCAAAAAAAGAUCCCGUGGCCUAGGAGCUUUCUAGGCCACGGCUAUAACAUUGACUACGCGCUGCGAUAAAUCGCAACCCGAGAACGCUGUUUUUCAUGAUGUUCCCGUUCCAGAAUCGAGUAUCCGCUGGAGAAAAUCGAGCGAGAAGUCCAUCUGACGUAUCAAAAUCAAUGGCGCCAACGACUUUUGGCCCUGGACAUUGACGGUAUUUCUGAAAAAAAAACGAGCAUUUCAAACAUCACUCGAUCCACGUUGAUAACGAAAAGGUGAUAAGAGAGCAGCGGUGCGCAAAAAAUCGAUAACACACUCGUCACAGUCAAAUGUGUCUGUGGUGGACGUGUAGUCGUGUCGAGCACAAAUUCUCUCGGCUCAAUCGAGCAAUUCUCGUCGGAGCGCUCAUUUUGGCGUUCUAUUUGAUCACCGGCGCCCGCCUCAUUCAGCUCAUUGAGAUUGGCAAUGAUUUGAGGGCUAGGAAUAAAUUUCAGGCGGAAUUGCAACUGUUUAUGACUAGGAAUAAUGUGAAUCGUGAGUACAUUUUAGAAAGUUGUAUCGAUUUUCGAGUUUUGCGCUGGAAAUGUGUGUUGAUUUCGUCGGAAACGUGUUCCGGAAUAUGCGAAAAGCGUGUCGAACCAAUGUUUUCCUCGUCAAAUAUCUUUUUUUAUCGAUUUUUUGCACAAAAAUAGCGAACGCUUCGAUUUUUAAAGAAAAUCCUCAAAAUUUACCGUCCAGCAAGUCCAAAUCGUUUGCAGAAACCGAAGUCGACAAGCUCUUCGUGAACAUCCGCGAGGCGGCACUCAAUGGCAUCUGGAUGGACCGCAACCUGACCUCCGAUCCCAAUUGGACCUUUGGCCAGGCGUUCUUCUUCGCCGGAACUCUCAUCAGUACUGUCGGUUACGGUCGGGUCAGUCCGAGGACCGAACACGGAAAACUCUUCACCAUUUUGUACUGUAUUAUAGGUGAGCGAGCGGCGAAAAAAUAAUGAUAUCGAAAAGUGGUCAACUGAUGAAAUGUGCGCAAUGUAUUCCUGAUCAAUUUAUUAGUUGACUACUUUUUUAUUCGUCCACCGGCAGCCGAGAUAUAUAGGUUUUUUUUGCUAGGAAUCCCGUUAACCCUGGCUCUUCUCUCGGCGAUUGUGGCUCGGAUGAGGGAGCCGUCACACCGGUUGCGAGGAAUUUUGAAUCAAAAGCUGGGACAUUUGUUCACUAUAAAUCAUAUUCAGGUUGGAAAUAGUUCUAAACACAGAGGUCACACACACACACACACAAAUGUCAUUUUCAGCUGAUCCACGUGGGCGUUGUGCUCGCCGCUCUACUCAUUUUCGUCUUCGCCAUUCCUGCCUGGAUAUUCUCAUCAAUCGAAUCCGAAUGGACCUAUUUAGGUACACGAUUCGGCAAAAGCGAUUAUUUUCGAAAAGCGUCUUUUCGACAAGAACUUGAGAAAAUUCCAGACGCCUUCUACUACUGCUUCGUCUCCCUAACCACUAUCGGACUCGGAGAUUUCGAGCCGGGUGACGAUGCGGAUCAGUCGUUCCGCGGCGUUUACAAGAUUGCGGCUACCGUAUAUCUCAUGGGCGGUCUGUGCUGUAUGAUGCUCUUCUUGGCCACACUCUACGACGUUCCGCAAUUCGAUUUGACCGCGUUUUUCGUGAAGAACGACGAAGAAAUGCGGAUUAAUGAGGUAAAUUUGAGAAAAAAACGAUUGUUUUCAAUUUUGUGCCAACCAAUUUCUUUUAGGAAGACGGAAAAUACGGAACUUUGGACGCGAACGUCGUCGAAAAUGGCUACUACACCCAAUAA